This is a messenger RNA of Coregonus sp. 'balchen', 19139 nucleotides long. Lineage: Eukaryota; Metazoa; Chordata; Actinopteri; Salmoniformes; Salmonidae. The record is from the annotation of a GenBank genome assembly.
AUGAUGAUGAUGAUGAUGAUGAUGAUGAUGAUGAUGAUAAUAAAAGGUAUGAUGAUGACGGUGAUGUCAAUCCUUGUAGGUGCGUUCUCCAGUGGUGACGUGUCGUCAGGGGCGGGACCUGCUUCUAUGAGUGGAGCUAACUCUGAGUUGCCACAGCAACAGCCGACGCCCUCCCUAGCUCCUCCCACCCCCUUCACUGCCACAGCCCCCAUGACCAACACAGCAUCCCCCCAUGUGAGUACAUACACACACCACACACACAGACUAGGCCUGUACUGAACAGAGUCAGAUCAACGUUACUGUCAGAGACAUACUAGUUAAAUUAAGUUUAAAUAGGUUUAGAAAAGGAUGACAGAGGAGUUUUUAGGGCUGUGACAGUCUUGGAAUUUUGGAUGAUGGUUAUUGGGCAGCCAAAUGCCCGCGGUCACUGUAAAAAAAAUAAUAAUAUAUAUAUAUAAAAAUAAAAGAGACCACUGCACAUUUUUCUUAAAUCAGCAUCUCUACAUGUAUGACAGCCAUUCCAUUCCAGUGUCUGUUGAAUUCCAACACAGGCACACCUCAUUCUACUGAAUUAGGUACUGAUUAGGUGUUCACCUGAACCAAAUCUUAUUUAAUGAGGAAAAGUAUAAAAACCACUGCUGUGGUCAUCACUAUUCUCUUGCAAUAGGAUCAGCUGGAUGGUAAAAACAGUGCUAAUAGUACCUCAAAAGUAAUAUUAAUCAAAAAAUAAAUAUUGACCAUGCCAAAAGAGUUGAAAAGGAAAGUUUUGAGUGAGGAAAAGAAGGGUUCAAUUCUGGCUUUACUGGCAGAGGGAUACAGUGAGCGUCAGGUUGCUUUCAUCCUUAAAAUUUCAAAGACGGCGGUUCAUAAGAACAAGGUCAAGCAGCAGACAUUGGGGACAACAAAGCUACAGACCGGCAGAGGGCGAAAACGACUCUACUGACCGGGAUGACCGCCAACUCAUUCAAAUGUCACUCAACAACUGUAGGAUGACAUCAAGUGACCUACAAAAAUAAUGGCAAACGGCAGCUGGGGUGAAGUGCACGGCGAGGACAGUUCGAAACAGGCUCCUAGGGGCAGGGCUGAAGUCGUGCAAAGCUAGAAAAAAGCCCUUCAUCAAUGAGAAGCAAAGAAGAGCCAGGCUGAGGUUUGCAAAAGACCAUAAUGAUUGGACCGUAGAGGACUGGAGUAAGGUCAUCUUCUCUGAUGAGUCCAAUUUUCAGCUUUGCCCAACACCUGGUCGUCUAAUGGUUAGACAGAGACCUGGAGAGGCCUACAAGCCACAGCGUCUCACACCCACUGUGAAAUGUGGUGGAGGAUCGGUGAUGAUCUGGGGGUGCUUCAGCAAGGCUGGAAUCGGGCAGAUUUGUCUUUGUGAAGGACGCAUGAAUCAAGCCAGUACAAGGUUGUCCUGGAAGAAAACGUGCUUCCUUUUGCUCUGACAUUGUUCCCCAACUCUGAGGAUUGGUUUUUCCAGCAGGACAAUGCGUCAUGCCACACAGCCAGGUCAAUCAAGGUGUGGAUGGAGGACCACCAGAUCAAGACCCUGUCAUGGCCAGCCCAAUCUCCAGACCUAAACCCCAUUGAAAACUUCUGGAAUGUGAUCAAGAGGAAGAUGGAUGGUCACAAGCCAUCAAACAAAGCCGAGCUGCUUGAAUUUAUGCGCCAGGAGUGGCAUAAAGUCACCCAACAUCAAUGUGAAAGACUGGUGGAGAGCAUGCCAAGACGCAUGAAAGCAGUGAUUGAAAAUCAGGGUUAUUCCACCAAAUAUUGAUUUCUGAACUCUUCCUAAGUUAAAACAUUAGUAUUGUGUUGUUUAAAAAUGAACAUGAACUUAUUUUCUUUGCAUUAUUCGAGGUCUGACAACACUGCAUCUUUUUUGUUAUUUUGACCAGUUGUCAUUUUCUGCAAAUAAAUGCUCUAAAUGACAAUAUUUUUAUUUGGAAUUUGGGAGAAAUGUUGUCAGUAGUUUAUAGAAUAAAACAAAAAUUUUAUUUUUACCCAAACACAUACCUAUAAAUAGUAAAACCAGAGAAACUGAUAAUUUUGCAGUGGUCUCUUAGUUUUUUCCAGAGCUGUGUAUAUACUACCGUUCAAAAGUUUGGGGUCACUUAGAAAUGUCCUUGCUUUCGAAAGAAAAGCAAUUUUUUUGUUCAUUAAAAUAACAUCAAAUUGAUCAGAAAUACAGUGUAGACAUUGUUAAUGUUGUAAAUGGCUAUUGUAGCUGGAAACGGCUGAUUUUUUAAAUGGUAUAUCUACAUAGGCGUACAGAGGCCCAUUAUCAGCAACCAUCAGUCCUGUGUUCCAAUGGCACGUUGUGUUUGCUAAUCCAAGUUUAUAAUUUUAAAAGGCUAAUUGAUCAUUAGAAAACCCUUUUGCAAUUAUGUUAGCACAGCUGAAAACUGUUGUGCUGAUUUAAAGAAGCAAUAAAACUGGCCUUCUUGAGACUAGUUGAGUAUAUGGAGCAUCAGCAAUUGUGGGUUCGAUUACAGGCUCAAAAUGGCCAGAAACAACUUUCUUCUGAAACUCGUCAGUCUAUUCUUGUUCUGAGAAAUGAAGGCUAUUCCAUGCGAGAAAUUGACAAGAAACUGAAGAUCUCGUACAACGCUGUGUACAGUCAUGGUCAAACAUUUUGAGAAUUACACAAGUAUGGGUCUUCACAAAGUUUGCUGCUUCAGUGUUUUUAGGUAUUUUUGUCAGAUGUUACUAUGGUAUACUGAAGUAUAAUUACAAGCAUUCCAUGUGUCAAAGGCUUUUAUUGACAAUUACAUGAAGUUUAUGCAAAGGGUCAAUAUUUGCAGUGUUGACCCUUCUUUUUCAAGACCUCUGCAAUCCGCCCUGGCAUGCUGUCAAUUAACUUCUGGGCCACAUCCUGGAAGCCCGUUCUUGCAUAAUCAAUGCUUGGACUUUGUCAGAAUUUAUGGGUUUUUGUUUGUCCACCCGCCUCUUGAGGAUUGACCACAAGUUCUCAAUGGGAUUAAGCCCGAGCCACUUAGUUAUCACUUUUGCCUUAUGGCAAGGUGCUCCAUCAUGCUGGAAAAGGCAUUGUUCGUCACCAAACUGUUAUUGGAUGGUUGGGAGAAGUUGCUCUCGGAGGAUGUGUUGGUACCAUUCUUUAUUCAUGGCUGUGUUCUUAGGCAAGAUUGUGAGUGAGCCCACUCCCUUGGCUGAGAAGCAACCCCACACAUGAAUGGUCUUAGGAUGCUUUACUGUUGGCAUGACACAGGACUGAUGGUAGCGCUCACCUUGUCUUCUCCGGACAAGCUUUUUUCCAGAUGCCCCAAACAAUCGGAAAGGGGAUUCAUCAGAGAAAAUGACUUUACCCCAGUCCUCAGCAGUCCAAUCCCUGUACCUUUUGCAGAAUAUCAGUCUGUCCCUGAUGUUUUUCCUGGAGAGAAGUGGCUUCCUCGCUGCCCUUCUUGACACCAGGCCAUCCACCAAAAGUCUUUGCCUCACUGUGCAUACAGAUGCACUCACACCUGCCUGCUGCCAUUCCUGAGAAAGCUGUGCACUGGCGGUGCCCCGAUCCCGCAGCUGAAUCAACUUUAGGAGACGGUCCUGGCGCUUGCUGGACAAUCUUGGGCGCCCUGAAGCCUUCUUCACAACAAUUGAACCUCUCUCCUUGAAUAUCUUGAUGAUCCGAUAAAUGGUUGAUUUAGGUGCAAUCUUACUAGCAGCAAUAUCCUUGCCUGUGAAGCCCUUUUUGUGCAAAGCAAUGAUGACUGCACGUGUUUCCUUGCAGGUAACCAUGGAUAACAGAGGAAGAACAAUGAUAUCAAGCACCACCCUCCUUUUAAAGCUUCCAUUCUGUUAUUCUAACUCAAUCAGGAUGACAGAGUGAUCUCCAGCCUUGUCCUCGUCAACACUCUCACCUGUGUUAACGAGAGAACCACUGACAUGAUGUCAGCUGGUCCUUUUGUGGCAAGGCUGAAAUGCAGUGGAAAUGUUUUUUGGGGAUUAAGUUUAUUUUCAUGGCAAAGAGGGACUUUGCAAUUAAUUGCAAUUCAUCUGAUCACUCUUCAUAACAUUCUGGAAUAUAUGCAAAUUGCCAUCAUAAAAACUGAGGCAGCAGACUGUGAAAAUUUAUAUUUGUGUCAUUCUCAAAACUUUUGACCAUGACUGUACUCUACUCCCUUCACAGAACAGCGCAAACUGGCUCUAACCAGAAUAGAAAGAGGAGUGGGAGGCCCCGGUGCACAACUGAGCAAGAGGACAAAUACAUUAGUGUCUAGUUUGAAAAACAGACGCCUCACAGGUCCUCAACUGGUAGCUUCAUUAAAUAGUACCCACAAAACACCAGUCUCAACGUCAACAGUGAAGAGGCGACUCCGGGAUGCUGACCUUCUAGGCAGGGUUGCAAAGAAAAAGCCAUAUCUCAGACUGCCCAUCUUAAUCUUUUCUUUUUAUUGGCCAGUCUGAGAUAUGUAUUUUUCUUUGCAACUCUGCCUAGAAGGUCAGCAUCCCGGAGUCGCCUCUUCACUGUUGACGUUGAGACUGGUGUUUUGCGGGUACUAUUUAAUGAAGCUGCCAGUUGAGGACCUGUGAGGUAGCUGUUUCUCAAACUAGACACUCUAAUGUAUUUGUCCUCUUGCUCAGUUGUGCACCGGGCCUCCCACUCCUCUUUCUAUUCUGGUUAGAGCCAGUUUGCGCUGUUCUUUGAAGGGAGUAGUACACAGCGUUGUACGAGAUCUUCAGUUUCUUGUCAAUUUCUCGCAUGGAAUAGCCUUCAUUUCUCAGAACAAGAAUAGACUGACGAGUUUCAGAAGAAAGUUAUUUGUUUCUGGCCAUUUUGAGCCUGUAAUCGAACCCACAAUUGCUGAUGCUCCAUAUACUCAACUAGUCUCAAGAAGGCCAGUUUUAUUGCUUCUUUAAUCAGCACAACAGUUUUCAGCUGUGCUAACAUAAUUGCAAACGGGUUUUCUAAUAAUCAAUUAGCCUUUUAAAAUGAUAAACUUGGAUUAGCAAACACAACGUGCCAUUGGAACACAGGACUGAUGGUUGCUGAUAAUGGGCCUCUGUACGCCUAUGUAGAUAUUCCUUAAAAAAUCAGCCAUUUACAACAUUAACAAUGUCUACACUGUAUUUCUGAUCAAUUUGAUGUUAUUUUAAUGGACAAAAAAAAUUGCUUUUCUUUCGAAAACAAGGACAUUUCUAAGUGACCCCAAACUUUUGAACGGUAGUGUGUGAGUGUGUGUGUGUAUAUACAUACAGUGGGUAGAACAAGUAUUUGAUACACUGCCGAUUUUGCAGGUUUUCCUACUUACAAAGCAUGUAGAGGUCUGUAAUUUUUAUCAUAGGUACACUUCAACUGUGAGAGACGGAAUCUAAAACAAAAAUCCAGAAAAUCACAUUGUAUGAUUUUUAAGUAAUUAAUUUGCAUUUUAUUGCAUGACAUAAGUAUUUGAUACAUCAGAAAAGCAGAACUUAAUAUUUGGUACAGAAACCUUUGUUUGCAAUGACAGAGAUCAUACGUUUCCUGUAGGUCUUGACCAGGUUUGCACACACUGCAGCAGAGAUUUUGGCCCACUCCUCCAUACAGACCUUCUCCAGAUCCUUCAGGUUUUGGGGCUGUCGUUGGGCAAUACGGACUUUCAGCUCCCUCCAAAGAUUUUCUAUUGGGUUCAGGUCUGGAGACUGGCUAGGCCACUCCAGGACCUUGAGAUGCUUCUUACGGAGCCACUCCUUAGUUGCCCUGGCUGUGUGUUUCGGGUCGUUGUCAUGCUGGAAGACCCAGCCACGACCCAUCUUCAAUGCUCUUACUGAGGGAAGGAGGUUGUUGGCCAAGAUCUUGCGAUACAUGGCCCCAUCCAUCCUCCCCUCAAUACGGUGCAGUCGUCCUGUCCCCUUUGCAGAAAAGCAUCCCCAAAGAAUGAUGUUUCUACCUCCAUGCUUCACGGUUGGGAUGGUGUUCUUGGGGUUGUACUCAUCCUUCUUCUUCCUCCAAACACGGCGAGUGGAGUUUAGACCAAAAAGCUCAAUUUUUGUCUCAUCAGACCACAUGACCUUCUCCCAUUCCUCCUCUGGAUCAUCCAGAUGGUCAUUGGCAAACUUCAGACGGGCCUGGACAUGCGCUGGCUUGAGCAGGGGGACCUUGCGUGCGCUGCAGGAUUUUAAUCCAUGACGGCGUAGUGUGUUACUAAUGGUUUUCUUUGAGACUGUGGACCCAGCUCUCUUCAGGUCAUUGACCAGGUCCUGCCGUGUAGUUCUGGGCUGAUCCCUCACCUUCCUCAUGAUCAUUGAUGCCCCACGAGGUGAGAUCUUGCAUGGAGCCCCAGACCGAGGGUGAUUGACCGUCAUCUUGAACUUCUUCCAUUUUCUAAUAAUUGCGCCAACAGUUGUUGCCUUCUCACCAAGCUGCUUGCCUAUUGUCCUGUAGCCCAUCCCAGCCUUGUGCAGGUCUACAAUUUUAUCCCUGAUGUCCUUACACAGCUCUCUGGUCUUGGCCAUUGUGGAGAGGUUGGAGUCUGUUUGAUUGAGUGUGUGGACAGGUGUCUUUUAUACAGGUAACGAGUUCAAACAGGUGCAGUUAAUACAGGUAAUGAGUGGAGAACAGGAGGGCUUCUUAAAGAAAAACUAACAGGUCUGUGAGAGCCGGAAUUCUUACUGGUUGGUAAGUGAUCAAAUACUUAUGUCAUGCAAUAAAAUGCAAAGUAAUUACUUAAAAAUCAUACAAUGUGAUUUUCUGGAUUUUUGUUUUAGAUUAUGUCUCUCACAGUUGAAGUGUACCUAUGAUAAAAAUUACAGACCUCUACAUGCUUUGUAAGUAGGAAAACCUGCAAAAUCGGCAGUGUAUCAAAUACUUGUUCUCCCCACUGUAUGCUAUGUGCAUAAUAGCAAAGUUACCCAGCAUAUUGGUGUUGAGAACAAUGCGGCGGAGUUAGGAGACGAGAAAACAGCCCUUGCCUUAAUUGUCUAAGAAAAGUGAGGAGAGGAAACCCCAACUUAAUUAGGUCUAUAAUCAACAGCCUAACUGUUACAUGUGCCUGGCUUUAUAAAUUGAAAUGUGAUUAAAACACAUAGGAUGUGUCUAUAUAUGGAACAACACACGUUUUUCCACCAAUCGAUUGGUCGAAAGAACAGAUGGCUCUCGGUCGACCAAGAUUUUGUUUAGUUGGACAGCCCUCGUUUUUUUCUAAACACAUUUUCUCCACUCCUGACUGCUGCUGCAGGGAGGGGAGGCAUUUCCUUGGCAACCAAAGACUUGUUUGCUACAACACCUUGCUUGUUUCAGCAAGGAGCAACAAAGUUUCAUCAAGUUAUACAGUCCAUGUUACUGUAGAGUCCAUGUUAAGGCAGAAACGGACUCAACCGCACGAUUGCCUUCAGUCAGCUGUUCUUUCCACACACACCUAAAAACGAAAUAUACAGGUAAAAGUCAGUAAAUUAGAAUAUUUUGAAAAACUUGAUUUAUUUCAGUAAUUGCAUUCAAAAGGUGUAACUUGUACAUUAUAUUUAUUCAUUGCACACAGACUGAUGCAUUCAAAUGUUUAUUUCAUUUAAUUUUGAUGAUUUGAAGUGGCAACAAAUGAAAAUCCAAAAUUCCGUGUGUCACAAAAUUAGAAUAUUGUGUAAGGGUUACAUUUUGAAGACACCUGGUGCCACAAAAUAAUCAGCUGAUUAACUCAAAACACCUGCAAAGGGCUUUAAAUGGUCUCUCAGUCCAGUUCUGAAGCCUACACAAACAUGGGGAAGACUUCAGAUUUGACAGCUGUCCAAAAGGCGACCAUCGACACAUUGCACAAGGAGGGAAAGACACAAAAGGUUAUUGCAGAAGAGGCUGGCUGUUCUCAGAGCUCUGUGUCCAAACACAUUAAUAGAGAGGCAAAGGGAAGGAAAAACUGUGGUCAGAAAAAGUGUACAAGCGAUAGGGAUCACCGCGCCCUAGUCAAGAUUGUGAAAAAAAAAACAUUCAAAAAUGUGGGGGAGAUUCACAAGGAGUGGACAGCUGCUGGAGUCAGGGCUUCAAGAUCCACCACCAAGAGACGCUUGAAAGACAUGGGUUUCAACUGCCGCAUACCUCGUGUCAAGCCACUGUUGACCAAGAAACAGCGCGAAAAGCGUCUCACCUGGGCUAAGGAAAAAAAGAGCUGGACUGCUGCUGAGUGGUCUAAAGUCAUGUUUUCUGACGAAAGCAAAUUUUGCAUUUCCUUUGGAAAUCGAGGUCCCAGAGUCUGGAGGAAGACAGGAGAGGCACAGGAUCCACGUUGCCUGAAGUCUAGUGUAAAGUUUCCACCAUCAGUGAUGGUUUGGGGUGCCAUGUCAUCUGCUGGUGUCGGUCCACUCUGUUUCCUGAGAUCAAGGGUCAACGCAGCCGUCUACCAGCAAGUUUUAGAGCACUUCAUGCUUCCUGCUGCUGACCUGCUCUAUGGAGAUGGAGAUUUCAGGUUCCAACAGGACUUGGCGCCUGCACACAGCGCAAAAUCUACCCGUGCCUGGUUUACGGACCAUGGUAUUUCUGUUCUAAAUUGGCCAGCCAACUCCCCUGACCUUAGCCCCAUAGAAAAUCUGUGGGGUAUUGUGAAAAGGAAGAUGCAGAAUGCCAGACCCAACAACGCAGAAGAGUUGAAGGCCACUAUCAGAGCAACCUGGGCUCUCAUAACACCUGAGCAGUGCCAGAAACUCAUCGACUCCAUGCCACGCCGCAUUAAUGCAGUAAUUGAGGAGCUCCAACCAAGUAUUGAGUAUUGUACAUGCUCAUAUUUUUCAUUUUCAUACUUUUUUAGUUGGCCAACAUUUCUAAAAAAUCCCUUUUUUGUAUUAGCCUUAAGUAAUAUUCUAAUUUUGUGACACACGGAAUUUUGGAUUUUCAUUUGUUGCCACUUCAAAUCAUCAAAUUAAAUGAAAUAAACAUUUGAAUGCAUCAGUCUGUGUGCAAUGAAUAAAUAUAAUGUACAAGUUCACCUUUUGAAUGCAAUUACUGAAAUAAAUCAAGUUUUUCAAAAUAUUCUAAUUUACUGACUUUUACCUGUAUACUUGAUUAUUUUUACAGACGGGGCGAUUUACAAUUUUCUUUAAGGGGCCCGCCCUUUGGUUUUUUGAGGCCCCGUGCCGAUCUUUGAUUACCCGUUCUCUUGACUACUUCUUCCAUUUUCUAAUAAUUGCGCCAAAGUUGUUGCCUUCUCACCAAGCUGCUUGCCUAUUGUCCUGUACCCAUCCAGCCUGUGCAGGUCUACAAUUUUAUCCCUGAUGUCCUUACACAGCUCUCUGGUCUUGGCCAUUGUGGAGAGGUUGAGUCUGUUUGAUUGAGUGUGGGACAGUGUCUUUAUACAGGUAACGAGUUCAAACAGGUGCAGUUAUACAGUAGAUGGAGAACAGGAGGGCUUCUAAAGAAACUAACAGGUCGUGAGAGCCGAAUCUUACUGGUUGUAAUGAUCAACUACUUAUGGUCUGCAAUAAAAUGCAAAGUAAUUACUUAAAAAUCAUACAAUGUGAUUUUCUGGAUUUUUGUUUAGAUUAUGUCUCUCACAGUGAAGUGUACCUAUGAUAAGAAAUUACAGACCUCACAUGCUUUGUAAGUGGAAAACCUGCAAAAUCGGUCAGUGUAUCAAAUACUUGUUCUCCCCAGGUAUGCUAUGUGCCUAUAGCAAAGUUACCCAGCAUAUUGGUGUUGAGAAAUGCGGCGGAGAUUAGGAGACGAGAAAAACAGCCCUUGCCUUAAUUGUCUAAAAAGUGAGGAGAGGAAACCCCAACUAAUUAGGUUCUAUAAUCAACAGCCUAACUGUUACAUUGCCUGGCUUAUAAAUUGAAAUGUGAUUAAAAAACACAUAGAUGUGUCUAUAUAUGGAAAAAACCACGUUUUCCACACAAUCGAUUGGUCGAAAAGAACAGAUGGCUCUCGGUCGACCAAGAUUUUGUUAUUGGACAGCCUCGUUUUUUCUAAAACAUUUUCUCCACUCCUGACUGCUGCUGCGGGAGGGGAGGCAUUUCCUUGGCAACCAAAGACUUGUUUGCUACAACACCUUGCUUGUUUCAGCAAGGAGACAAAGUUUCAUCAGUUAUACAGUCCAUGUUACUGUAGAGUCCAUGUUUAAGGCAGAAACGGACUCAACCGCACGGUUGCCUUCAGUCAGCUGUUCUUUCCACACACACCUAAAAACUAAAUAUAUACUUGAUUAUUUUUACGGUUAUGAAGGCGAUUCUAUUUUCAUGACGGUCUUCAUCCAUAAUUGUCGUUUACACAGUUAUACUGUAAUUGUGCCAGCCCUAAGUUUUUUAUGGGCUCAUGUUUCAUAUCGUUCCAUAGAACAUCAUGAACCACUCCAGCUACGCCCCCCAUCUCUGACCCCUGAACUCUUAGCCCGUCCACCUUCCAAAUGAGCAGGGGCUUCUAUUUUCCGCCUCUCUUCUUUUUCUCUUUCUAUUUGCCCAGUUGUCCCCCUCUCUGCCCCUUCCCCCCCUCCCUUCUCUGUCUCCUCUACUGUGAUGUGAUCUGACAGGCACCAUGGAGGAGAAGGGGGGUGGGGGGCGGUCAUACUCUAAUUCCACCAAUCACCCUCCAACUCCAACUCCCCACAUACACACUCCCUGACCCCCACCUCCCAUACAUAGUUGAGCGGAGAGGGGGCCCAGGGAAGCAGGAUAUCACGCCUAUUUACUACAUAUAGAGGACUUGGAGCUACUCCAAGCACAGUGUGUGUGCGUGCGUUGCAAAUUGAAAUAAGGAAGUGGGUGUGUGUGCGUCUCCCCUUAUGUUACCAACUCCAUCCAGUCAUCCUACAUGUAUUGUAACUGAGUCUCUCUUUCUCCCCUGUAGGUGAGUGGGUUACCAGGUCCAGUGUUCAACAUGGCUCCCUCCCACAUGUUUGGAAACCGACUCAACCCCAACUCUGCCAUGGCUGCUCUCAUCGCACAGUCUCAGGCUUCCCCCGCAGGUUGGCAACCAACGUGUGGUGUGUGUGGUUCUGUGUACUGUGUGCGCGUGUGUGUUUUUUGAUCCUAGGGAUGAUCCAGCCUCCAUGGUCCUACAAGGGUUCUGAAACACAACACCCACUACCCCUGCCAGGUGUACAUCACCACACUCACAUGCAUCCCACCAUGCACCACGUUGUGGUGGGUGGUGAGUGUGGUGUGCGUUGUGUGGUUUGCAGAUAGAUCAGAAUGGUCUACGAGGGUUAGGGAGACAAAGCAUGCUAGGAGACCGACUCACAGGCAACAGGAAGCUAGGAGGAGGUGGAUGAGGGGAGGAACUUGUGGAGGUGCGGAGGAAAGGGGAGAGGGAGGAAAGGGGGAGGAGCGGGAAAAAGGCAGAGGAGCGGGAGGAAGGGGGAGGAGCGGGAGGAAAGGGGGAGGAGUGGGAGAAAGGGGGGAGGAAGGGGGAGGAGUGGGAGAAAGGGGGAGGGGGCGAGGGAUAAGGGGGAGAGUGGGUGGAAAGGGGGAGGAGCUGGCUGAAGGGGGGGGAAGGGGGGGGGGGCGGAAUGAAGGGGGAGGGGCGGGAUUGAAGGGAGAGGAGUGGGAGAAAAGGGGGAGGGGUGGGAUGAUGAAGGAGAGGAGUGGGAGAAAAGGGGGAGGGGCGGGAAUAAGGGAGAGGAGUGGGAGGAAAGGGGGGGGGAGCGGGCUGAAGGGGGAGGAGCAGGAGAAAAGUGGGGAAUAAAGUGUUUCCUGGUGUUUCAGUACCACCUGCAGCCAUUGGUCCUCCCUUAUCUCUAGGGGUUAACCAUAUUGCAACUGACCGUGGGCGUGUUUGUGCUUUUGAAUGACGGGCUGCUGGUAGAAGUAUGGAAAGGGUUCAAAAUAAAGGAAAAGAAAAGAGGGGAAGGGGGUAAAAUCGGAGUUAAGAUUGACUUUCUUAAGUGGAGGCGAGUGCAUGCUGGUGUGUGUGUGUGCAUGCUGGUGUGUGUGUGUGCAUGCUGGUGUGUGUGUGUGCAUGCUGGUGUGUGUGUGCAUGCUGGCUGGUGUGUGUGUGUGUGUGUGUGUGUGUGUGUGCGUGCAUGCUGGUGUGUGUGUGUGUGCAUGCUGGUGUGUGUGUGUGUGUGUGCAUGCUGGUGUGUGUGUGUGAUUUAUUACUCUGGCAGAGGAAAAUGAAAAGAGACGUCUGGCCUGGAGGGAGAAGAGAGAGAUGGCGAGAGAAAGUGUGUGUGAGAGAGAGAGAGAGAGAGAGAGACGCAAUCACAGUGUGGUAAGUGUGUUGUUUACUGUUUGUGUGUGUGUAUAGAUCAGGAGGUAGGAGAUGGAAACAGCAUUGGAGCUCCGGGCUUCUCCAGACGAGUCUCUCCCAAGACCACCCUCUGUCCGCGGUAAGUACACACACACAUUUUUCCCUUUUACCCAGUGAGCACACACACACUCCCCCUAUUACCAGUGAGCCCUUAUUUACAUUCCACACAAAAAAAUCUCUGCCCAUCCCCCUCUCCUCUCCUCUCCUCUCUUCUCUUCCCCUCUGCUGGCCUCUUAUGUGUGUGGGUUUCUCUCUCUCCCUCCCACAAACACUCUUUCUGGUCUCUUUCCCUCUCUCUCCCCCCCCCCCCCCACCACCCCCCCCAUAAAGGCGUUUCUAUCUCUCCCUCCACCUAAAUGCGUUUCUAUCUCUCCCCUCCAAAGACGUUUCUAUCCCCCCCCCCUCCCCGAAAGGCGUUUCCAUCUCUCCUCCCCCUGCAGGCGUUUCCAUCUCUCCUCCCCCUGCAGGCGUUUCCAUCUCUCCUCCCCCUGCAGGCGUUUCCAUCUCUCCUCUCCCUGCAGGUGUUUCCAUCUCUCCUCUCCCUGCAGGUGUUUCCAUCUCUCCUCCCCCUGCAGGCGUUUCCAUCUCUCCUCCCCCUGCAGGUGUUUCCAUCUCUCCUCUCCCUGCAGGUGUUUCCAUCUCUCCUCCCCCUACAGGUGUUUCCAUCUCUCCUCCCCCUGCAGGCGUUUCCAUCUCUCCUCUCCCUGCAGGUGUUUCCAUCUCUCCUCCCCCUACAGGUGUUUCCAUCUCUCCUCCCCCUGCAGGCGUUUCCAUCUCUCCUCCCCCUACAGGUGUUUCCAUCUCUCCUCCCCCUGCAGGCGUUUCCAUCUCUCCUCCCCCUAAAGGUGUUUCCAUCUCUCCUCCCCCUGCAGGUGUUUCCAUCUCUCCUCUCCCUGCAGGUGUUUCCAUCUCUCCUCCCCCUGCAGGCGUUUCCAUCUCUCCUCUCCCUGCAGGUGUUUCCAUCUCUCCUCUGUGAUGGUGGGAAAGGUCCUUCAGCUCUGGGCUUGCGUUUCUUUUUGCUCGUUUAUCUUUUUACAAAGAUAGUUUGCCUUUUUCUCUGUUUUUAUGGUGAAUAGCGUGUGUUUAAAGGGGUGUCCACAUACCCUGUGUAUAUAUAGUGUAAGUUGGCUUUAUUCAGUGCCAAAAAUAUAUUUCUAAAACAAUAGGACUCUGUAUGAUGUGGGUCUUUACCGUCUUAUGUGGACAGUGGCUUCACUCCUGCUGUGUAUUCACUUGUGUGUUCUUCUCUUGACAUCACUUUUCCGAACGCUUUACUUCUUAGGUCAAAUUCAGAUUAAAUAUACAUUUCUCCCACAAUGCAAAUGAAAAGUGAAAUGUCAUAUUGGGAUUUUUUGUUGGAAGGAUGAAACAAAUCAGAAUGUUAUCAGCAACCUAAUUCUGCUAUCUUCCCUUUAAGAAGAAAAAGGUUUCCUUCAGUUUGCUCCAUAAGGGGGAGAACAUUUACUAGCUGAAUUUUCCAAUAAGUUGUUUGGUUUCGUUGUGUGUAGUUCUCUCCUGGCUCUCUUUUUCCUCCCCAUCUUAUUUCUCUCUUUCACUCAUCAGUCUAAACUCAGUGAUUUACUGCACCGUGGGUGCCCACCACACACCUCUCUCUCUCUCUCUCUCCCCCCUUUUCAAUAGCUCACACUUUAAGGACAAAUUGAUGUUAUGUUUGGUUGUUAAUAUCCUUUUCUCUCUCCCCCCCAACCCUCCUCUCUCACCCACCCCUCCCGCUCUCCCUCCAGUUCUCCUCUAGGUGGGCUGCAGAUCCGGUAUGACCCAGCAGGGUCGUUGGGGUCAGGGUUGGGUUUGGGGGGGCUAGGGUCAGGUCAGGGAGGUGGAGGAGACACAGCACCCCCGGUGGCCACCUCUAUAGAACAGCUGCUGGAGAGACAGUGGAGCGACGGACAACAGUUCCUACUGCAGCAAGGAGCACAGGGAGAUGGUGAGCUCACACACACGUACAUUACUUUAUUCAUCAAAUAUAAUCUACUCGCCUAUCAUUGCAUUGUUUGGAUACUUAAAUUGUAUUGGUUUAAUAUAGUGCCCCCCCCCCCCCCCUCCGUCACUCCUUGCCUCUCUCCUACUCUCUCCCUCUCUCUCUGUGGUAGUGUUGGGGAUGUUGAAGUCCCUCCACCAGCUGCAGCAGGAGAACAGGCGCCUAGAGGACCAGAUUAAAACUCUCACCAUGAAGAAAGAACGACUGCAGCUCCUGUCAGCUCAGCUGUCUGUGCCUUUCACUCCUACUGCUGCUGCCCAAGGUACACACACUCCUAUUACCGCCUCACCCUAACAAACACGCAUACAAACUGUCACUCUCAUUGCCUGCCUGUGUGAUGUUGUGUGUUACAGAUGUGAAGAGUGACUCCUCUCUACCCAUACCUGCUCAGGUAAGGCAGUUGAAGCUCCAGCACAUAGUGAGUGAACCCAGCUAGCACACUAGUUGUUAUACUGUCAUUACAGAGGGCUGUUGGAAUGGUAAGAGAUUGCAUAGGAGAUACUGGUUAACAAAGUUCUCUCUCUCUCUCUCUCUCUCUCUCAGGAUAGCGUGUCGUGUGGUCGUAGUAGUGGUGGAUCUACCUCUUCUCUGUCCACCCCCCCCUCCGUCUCUCACAGCCCCCCCCAGCCACCUCAGCUCAACGGGGUUGCCGUGGGAACCAUGAUGCUGGGAGGGGGAGCGGGGCUAGGGAUGGGGGGGGUAGUUGGGGUUCUGAACGGAGUCAUACAGACUACCUCCAGCCCUCACACAUACACUCACACACACACCUCUGCACCGGGAACCAGCGCCACUCUGCCCAUCUCCAGCUCCAUUAACAACAGGUAGGUACACUACAUCUGUCUGUCUGAGUCUGUCUGCCUGGCUACCUGGUAGUCUGUCUUUCUGUCUGCCUGUCCUUCCAUUGAUUGAAAUGUCUGUCUGUUUUUGGCUUCAAAUUGAUUCCCUUAUACUUUCUCCUGCAGCUCAGCUACUGCUAAAAGCGGGGGAGAGAGUGUAUGUGUGUUGUAGUUUUCUAACUGUGUGUGUAUAUGUCUGUGUGUUUUCAGGUUGGGUGCCUUGUCUGAGCAGCAGAGGCUCUUACUGCACCAGCACCAACUACAACAGCUACUGUCUUCACAGCCCUCUGCGGUAAACACAUACACACACACACACACACACACACACACACACACACCUAGCACCACUGUACUAAACACAGCAGGCUUAUUUAUCAGAGUUCCAAGGUCACAUGAUUAAUUCUCCCUCCCUCCCCGUCCCUCUCUCUCUUCCUCUCUCUUCCUCCCCCUCCCUCUCUCUCUUCCUCUCUCUUCCUCCCCCUCCCUCUCUCUCUUCCUCCCCCUCCCUCUCUCUCCCUCCCCCUCCCCCUCUCUCUCUUCCUCCCCCUCCCCCUCUCUCUCUUCCUCCCCCUCUCUCUCUUCCUCCCCCUCCCCCUCUUCCUCCCCCUCCCCCUCUCUCUCUUCCUCUUCCUCCCCCUCCCCCUUACCCUCCCUCCAGGAACAGCAGCAGGUGUUAUUGUAUCAGUUGAUGCAGCAACAACAGGACCUCCACCAACUCCAGUCUCUCUCCUCCUCCUCCCAGCUUCCCUCCAUCGCUCUCUCUUCCGCUCAGCUGCCAAUCACCUCCCUCCCUUCCUCCUCCCAUGGCCAGGGCACCAUCACCGCCAACCCCUUCCUGGCACUGCACACACACACACACUCACACCCCGACACACACACACACGCCACUGCACAGAAGCCCCGGCUGGCUGAGAAGGCUGUAGGAGUCACUGGACAGGAGAAGACCUGACCCACAAAACAGCAAUCUUGCUCUUUCUGUUGCUCAUUCUCUCUCUUUUUUUUUUUUAUCUCUGUCUCUCCUCUAUCCAUCUCUCUCUAUCUCUCAGGGGUCUCCACCAUCAUAUGAACUCUGAUCAGUACUGUGCGUUCAGCACACAAGCUAGCCCACAGAACUACAAUUACUUUAAACUACAAAAACUAUGAGGACACUAACACAGCUGACUGAUGACUCAUAGCUCUGCUGGAGAGAUGAGGUCUGGGAACUAUGACAUUUUACAGUUUUAUGAGAUGGAGGAGUCCUGCACUGGACAUGUAACUGCUGUUACCUCUUGUCUGUCUGAGUGUAUGGACCAGCAUAAGACCUAACCAGAGACCACUCUAAUGUAAGACUGACUGACCGCUCAGCCAUGGAAGCCUUGUUAUGACUCUCUUUCUGCUUUACCUACUUCACACACCAGCCUAUCAGGGUCCCUCAACCCUCAGCAUCGGCCAAUAGGAAUCCACAACAGUCAGGACUGGCAAGUCAGGGUCCAUUCCCCAAGUGCCUAAGGCCGAGGGGGCGGGGUUACUCAUGCUCCUCGACCUGUCAGUCAUCCAUUCUCACCAUAUUACUGGCUGUCAAGCUGCAUUGACCAGGCAACAGAUCAUGCAACAUUCUGAGAAGCUGGAAGCCAGGAAAUGUAUUUUGAUGCGUUCACAAAAUACUGAAGCCAACUUUAUAAAUUCUGUUUUUAUUUAUUUAGCAUUUGUUUAUGUAAUAAUGGGUACAGGAUGCUAUAUUUUCAAAGUACCCACUGUUCUUCAAACAUUUGUUUUAUACUACUGUUUAAAGUUUCACACCCAAAUCUUGCUGUAAACAUUUUUGAUGGGGGGAAAAAAAGUUGUGUAUUGAGAUUAGAUUGAACUACUGGCGGAUGGAGGUGGUUGGUGGUGGUGAUUGUGUACAUAGCUGUUAUUGUGGGAAGGGGCGUGGGUUCAAUGCCACAGUUUUGACGUCGUUUGUGUAAAUAAAUAUAUAUUUUUCAUUGGCUGUGGGGUGUAAAUAAGUGAUUGUGAUUGGCCGUGUUGGUGUGAAGGAUAGCCAAUGAAGCCUAAUUUUGUGUGUGAAAAUCUUAGGACCAGACAACAGGCGAUGGUGACUGGACACAAAGUAUUAAUUUAUUUUUAUAUGUGCAGGGACAUUGGUUUGUUGUUUUUAUUCGUUUUGCACCAUCAUUUUAUACGCCACCUCUGGGCACCACGUUUCCAUCUGUGUUCACUUUUGUUUGGAUCAAUUUUGUACAACUGAAAAAUCAUAAAACCUCCUCAAAUGUUUGUAUUUCAAAACACCAAAAUAAUUAUAUGUUCUGGAUAAAGAAAGAAAGAGACUGUUGGUGAAAAGAUGAGGAGUCACAGUGUAGCUAGUGGGAAGACGGUUAAAGCUUGAUUAACAGCCCUGUUCAACUGCUUUUUGUCAACAGCAUUUUUACACUUUGGUUGAAUAAAGAACAGAUCUACCUCCUCUAAGCCUGCUGUCUAAUAACGUGUGUUUCUCUUUGUUUAAUCUCUAUCUCUGGACGGAUGAAAUGAUGAUAAACACUGACUCUCGCUCUCUAUCGUUAGCCGUCUUCUCUCUAGUGUUUAACAGUUUCUGCAUGCCCAUUUUAUACUGGUCCAGGGUCCCCUGCCCCAACAAACACACACACACACAAACACACUGUGCUCCCCUGUCCCUGAUGCCUUCCCGCUGCCUAGCGGUGUGUGUGUGUACCAUUCUGCUACAUCUGCUUCUGCUCUGGGAAAUUAAAAGCUCACUUACCCCUCACAUCUCAGCCCCCCCAGCAACUCUUCAACCCCCCUCUUCCGCCCACCCUCUAUCAGCCCUGUCACUCAAGUCCAGGCUGUUUAAACAUGCCCCCUCCCUACCUCCUUGUCUACCACUUUCCUUCUCUCCUCCCCCGUCUUUCUUCUCGACAUCACCCCUUUCUCCUCUCCUCCCUCUCAUUCAAUCCAUUCACAGCAUUCCCCUUCAGGAGUGUGAGCAGAGCUGGCGUCCAUCAUUGAUAACCUCCCAGCAGCCACUGCUUCCCGAACAGCUGGGGGGGGGGGGAACAGCUAAGGGAGGACAGCUAAGGGAGGACAACCAUGCUGCCCAACGAGGUGCCUGAUCAAAAGUCAAACACUAAGCCCCAGAACAUCAGGGGUGCAGGUUCACACACAAUUCUCCAUUGAGCUUUUUAGUCCAAGAGUAGGCUCAUCUGGGACCGGGAAACUGGCCCAAAAUGUCCAGAUGAAGAGCUCAAAAGAAGUCCUAAGUAAUAAUUAAACAUGCAUUUAGUAAUUCAUUUAAACAUCUAAUGAGUUAUUCAAUUUAGUCAUUCAAAUUAAUCAUAUAAUUACCAGUUAGAAUAACUCAAGAGUGCGGCGGAAAACCAUUAGCAGCUGUAGUUUGGUUUAAAUUAUUAUGGGAUGGGUGUCGUGAGGGGGUUAAUCCUGUGUGCGUGUCGUGAGGGGGAUGAUCCACUGAAAACUGCCUGGCCAAGAUUCCUGUUCAGCAUAGAACCAGAUCGCUCUGACAGAGGUGUUUAGGGCCAGGAACGGAGGAAAGGAGAGGAAAAAGGGAGAGUAAAAGGGAGGGAGGAGAAGAGAAAGGGUAUGGGGAGAGGGUAGAGGGAAAGAGGAGAGGAGAAUAGAAGAGAGGAAAGCACUGAAGCCUUUGGGAGCAGCUGACGGGAUCAGACCUAUGUGUAUAGGAUACCCCCCACAGGUUCCUCUCCUGUAGGAUAAUGGUCCUGAGGAGAAGCAGCAGGAUUCUCCCUCAUCCCUCUUCAUACACAGACAGCCUGUAUUCUUCUGCUAACUGACACUCCUCUGUCCAUCCCCCCAUCCUACCCCUCUCCAUACUCAUCUCUUCCUAGAACUACUACUCCUACUCUCUGUGGCUACUCUGUCCUAUACUUCUUCCCCUCAAUACACACACAGACUUCUAAUGUCCUUUCUAGCUAUUUACCUAUACGACUGAGUGAAGGAUGUUAGUGUGUGUGUAUGUACAGUACAGACAGUAUGCAAAGCUUCCAUCUGACACAAAUCUCUCUCUGUCUCCUCUCUUUUCCUAAUCUUCAUCUCUCUGUAGUCCACUCCUGAACCCCAGCAGGCCUCUUCCAGAGCAGGGGGAUUUCCCAGCCACUGCCUGCCCAGGGCUCACAGAGAAUGGGAAGAGAGAGCUUGCUAG